This is a messenger RNA of Hypomesus transpacificus, 1508 nucleotides long. RefSeq names its product HSPA (heat shock 70kDa) binding protein, cytoplasmic cochaperone 1 (gene hspbp1). The coding region runs from base 17 to 1090 and encodes 357 amino acids. Gene Ontology annotation, molecular function: protein binding. The transcript is spliced from 8 exons. Lineage: Eukaryota; Metazoa; Chordata; Actinopteri; Osmeriformes; Osmeridae. The record is from RefSeq and is a predicted model, not a curated record.
AAAAGUGGUGUCUUGAAUGAAGACGCACCACUCGGAUACAGUAACAUCUUGCAUCAAGGACGUGGGAGCUAGCUACAAAAAAGAAGAGGCCAUGGCAGAAGGGAACAGGAGGUAUCCUCCAAACCUGCAGGGGGUGCUGCGGCUAGCGGUGGAGGCAGGCACGUCGGCUGAUGGACAUGCCCCAGCUGUGCCCAUGUCAGAGGAGAGAAAGGACUUUUUAAGAGGAGUACUUGCUGAAAUGAGUAAAGGACAGAUGAAUGAGGUGGAGCAGAUGAAGGAGUGUCUGGUGGUCCUGGGUAGGACCGAGCGGUGUGCACGGGGGAGAGGAGAGGGGGACGAGGGAGAGGAUGAAGAGGAUGACAGGGAAGCAGCAUUGGAGCUGCUCUCUGAGUUGUGUGAGAACCUGGACAAUGCGAGAGACCUGAUGACCCUGGGGGGUCUGGACCUGUGUGUGUCCCAGUGUCUGUGCCACGCCCAGAGCGGAGUGAGGUGGCGCUCUGCCCAGCUCAUCGCCUGCUGUGCCCAGAACAUGCCUGAGGUGCAGUGCUACUUGCUCCACAAGGGGGCGCUAUCAACACUGCUGCAACUGACUGACUCUGAUCCUCAUCCCACUGUCAGAGUCAAGGCCCUCUACGCCGUCUCAUGUCUGGUUCGGGAGCAGGAGGCCGGACUCCAGGCCUUCCUGUCUGAGGACGGCUUCUCAGUGCUCAUGCGAGGAAUGCAAAGUGACAAUGAGAAAUUGAGAACAAAGUCUGCUUUCUUACUGCUGAACCUGCUCAGAGCCCACCCAGAGCAGACAGACACGGUUGUCUCUAUGGGCAUGGUGCAGCAGCUGGUGGCUGUGCUCCGCUCUCCUCACUCCUCUUUCCAUGAACAUGUGCUUGGGGCCCUCUGCUGUCUGGUGCAGCAGUGUCCUCAGGGCCUGCAGGACUGCAGGAGGUGUGAGCUGGGCCUGGACGAGCUACUCACCCAGCGAGCAUCAGACCUCCAGGACAGAGACGAGUGUCAGGAAGAGUUGGACUUCUGUAUGAGUCUGAAGGCAGCUUGUUUCCAUGGACGGCAACAUGAUGACAAUGGAAUGGAUCGCUGAAGUCAGACAUUCGUGUCUUGAUUACAAGGACUUUUGAAAGUUGACAGCUUUUUUUUCUGCAACAGAAAUUUAAUAUCAGCAAAUGAUAGCUGUUAUUGGACUCGUUCAUCUAAGUGCACAGGAUCCUUGAGGAAGUGAACUUGCUUUUAUGAAGAAUGAUUGUUAAACUGGAUUUGGAUGUGCUCAAAUCCACAUGUUCUGUAGUUCAGAUGAGUUAUGGACAGCAUAACAAAUAGGCAUCUUCAUUUCUUCUUCAUGUUUAUGUAUUUUUUAUUUUGUGUAUGACAGUGCAUGGUAAUAGUUACACAAGAUUUACAAGUCAGUGUUUUUCAGAUAUUUACUUUCCAGAUUAUUAAUCCUUUAAUGAACUGUGUUGCUUAAAUCUCAAUAACUUUCUAUAAAACAAUAUAUGAAUUUC